AUGUCAUUCUCACCAGAGCACCAGAUUGCGAACGGCAAAUUGACCCCAGAGUCACUUGCGCCGGUUCCUCAAUUCAACUGGGUGUUCUUGGUUGAAUUGAUCGUGAGCGGAAUUCUGACUCUCUUCUUCCUUUUCUACUUUAACCGUCUAUUCGCGACCCUCGUAUCCUACGGAAUUCGUGCGUACACCUGGCAUUACUACCGAGCCUAUAUAGACAUCCAUGCGCUUCAGAUAUCGUUAUUGGCCGGCCGGGUAUUUUUCAAAGGGAUACGCUACCAUGGCGAAAAUGAAACGGUUCUUGUCCAGACAGGCUACAUCACCUGGAGAUUCUGGUCUCGGCCAGCACCGCCGGUAGAUACGUUCCACCAGGAGCGCAAAUCCAGGCGCCCAACGAGCAAGAAUACAAAAUCUGAAGCACAGGAUGGGAUCAAGAAUGCUGGGUCUGCGGAUAAGAAGAAACCGCCGUCUAGGAUUGAAGUUACUCUCAAUGGCCUAGAAUGGUUUGUGUAUAAUAGAAGUCCUGCUUAUGACUCGAUCCUGGCUGGGUUUGGGUUCGCACCGCCUACCAGCCGGCGGAAUGCAUCAUCUGAUAGCCAGGAGGGGGAAGAAGCCCAGCCGGACAUUUUAGAUGGCGGAGAUGAUGAUAGUAAGCACGAGGGCACCUUCUCCAGUCCGUCUGAGCCGCCUCUAGAUCUGUCUGAUACGAAGGAUGUCAACUCGCAGAAGCAAAGAAGAAGGUCGACAAGUUCCCGGGGGAGCCUAACAACUGGAGCCUCUUCACUACCCCAUGGUCCGGAACACGCGUAUGGGCCUCAAAUUCUAUCAUUAUUUCCGAUAUCUAUGGAAUGUCAUAGAGGGGCUUUGGCUAUGGGGAAUGAGAACACAAAAACCAUACUCACCUUAACAUUUGAUAAGGCCGUGGGAAAAAUCGAUGCGGGAUGCUCUGGCCCCUUUGAUGUUUACAGACAGAUAUUCGAAUAUGACCUUUCUCACCCCAUCGUGCAGAUGAAGCCUAACCCAGAUUACAAACAGUCACAACUGGCUGCUGUGAGUGGAAUAGAAGCUACAAAUGAUGCCUCCAAAGAUCGUGACUACAUGCGCGGCUUCCAUCGGCGAUAUCGACAUCAUAGGCGCAGAGUAUGGAAUACUAUUCGUGAUUUAAUUCCUUACUUUCAAAGUUCUGUGGAAUCAUUUCAUCCAAGACAUGAUCAAAGGAGUCGACCUGCGUCUGGUGGGGUCCAUCAAGAUGGUUGGCUUGGUCUAACACGUUAUCUUGACGAGGAGGAGCAGGAUGACCACGAAGGAUGGAACUCGGUAGAAUAUGGGCGCUUUUCAACAUUGCUGGACUCCCCCAGUGUCUAUUUUCGUUAUUACUGGGACGUUGGAGGCCCAGUUGCGAUCUCCAAGGUCAGCCCGAGCCCUUCUACUAAGUGUUCCCCUCACAAUAUCAAUGGCGCAGAGCCUCCCGAAUGGGGUAUGGACAUAACCAUACACGGUGGAUUACUUAACUAUGGGCCAUGGGCAGACCGCGAACGAAUCAAUCUUCAGAACGUUUUCAUCCCAAACUCAUAUCGGGACUCGCAGGUUACUCCUGCACUUAAACCUGGGGAGACGAGACAAAGUAUUGCAUUUGUUUUGAACAUCCUCAUCGAUGAAGUUACUACGCUUCGUAUUCCUACAAGGGAGGCAUCAAAGGACUGGCAAUGGAAGGGCCGUGCAGAUCACUCGCGAGGAACGUCUCGUGUGAAGAAAAAUAAAGACAAGGACCGUUCUCGAGGGAACGAAGCUGAGAAAUCUGGGAGCCAAGGUCCGGAUAUUAGGCCGUUCGGCUGGUUAUCCCUCAAAGUCAGCCCAGGCUCAACAAUCGUGUAUUCAAUGGCGAUGUUUGCGAGUAGUCAUGGAUAUUGCAACAAAGUGGAUAUUGACCUGCGCCAAACGAAAAUGGCCUCAAGUGUGAAUCAUGGCAUGUUAUGGCAAAGCGAACGUCAAGUCAUUUCCUGUGAUCUCUCAAAUCCGCUUCAAUGGAAUAGCACCCAUAACUGGUUGGUUGAUGUGGAAAGUACCAAACUGGAGCUGUUUUUACUCUGGGACCAUCUAAUUCUACUCACGGACCUCAUCACCGACUGGACUUCGGGGCCCUUCCAAGAAUAUUAUACAUUUGUUCCGAUCAAAUACCACCUUUCGUUCGCCUUCCCUGAUUUCAAGUUAUUGGUAAACGUCAAUGAUUUGAAUAUCAUCAAUAACCCCUCCGACCUUGACGAUAACUCAUUCUUGAUUAUCGAAGGAGAGAUAAUAACUGCUCGUGUGGAUAUCCCAAUCGUUCAUCACAAGGCAAGCCGCAACAUAGCCACUUUCGAUAUAGAAGGCUCGAAUGGAGAUUUGAAGCUCUCAACCCCUCUGUGGAACACCCAACGCACAUUUUUGGACGAUCGACCUGUUGGUGGACUGGACACACUGAAAAUUGACGGCAGCUACGCGUGGUAUAAUAUGACGUCGCCGAAAGUAACUGACGUUGUGAUUAUAAACUUAUCUGGCAGUGCACCGUACCUCUACCUCUACGGUUUUAUAUUGAAGAAUUUUCUCGACGUCAAUGAAAACUACUUUGGCAGAACUAUCCACUUCAAGACCUUGGAUGAACAUAGGGCAGCGGUCGAUGCCGGUACUGCUAAUGGGCUUAGCGGCUCUAACCCGGCGCCUCACACCAAUGGCCUCGAUGUCAUUCUUCAUAUUGCAGCAGAUGAUAUCAAAGUUCUUCUCCCAACUGGCUUAUACGAUAGAAACGAGAGUCUUGUGUUAAAGGCAACAUCGCUAGAUUUGGACGUAAGAUUCACGAAUUAUUACAUGGAUUUUCAUUCCUCCUUGUCACCUCUGGAAAUCUCGGUGCUGUCAGAAAAACCGGGUGCUCCGUCGAUUAGGUCCGGUCCUCAACUAUAUAUCGAUGGCCUGGAUAUCUUUGGCCAUAGGCUUUUUGGGCUGCCCCCCACCGAGCCUACUUACGCGUGCAACUGGGAUUUCCAAGUAGGAUCUAUCGUCGGGGAGUGCUCGUCCUCGUUCAUAAAGUCAGCUAAGUCGGCCUUCGAAUCUUUGGCUUUCUCAUUUGAUGAUGAUGAGAAUGCCUUGCCGCCUAUACAGACAGGAGUUUACGAUGUUACUUUCUUGCGCGCGAAUGUGAAGUCCGUUAGGGUGUGGGCACUGGUAGACGAGGCGGCAUUUCUAUUCAAAACAGGAAGCAUUGACGUGGAGUUUAAUGACCGAUGUGGCUCGAAAAUGUCACUAUUCGUCAAUUUGACAGUUCCAGACGUGACCGUUGCAGCGGUAGAUCGUACAGCAGCACGCUCUCAAGUUGAUUUUCGCAAUCCGGUUAAGACCUAUGCUUGCUUCCAUACAUCACUGAAACUCAGUACUUUGGGGAGGAGAGAGGACUUUAGCCAUUAUCGCUCUCUACAGCAAAAUCAUAUCAGGAAGCACGAUUCGCGAACACACCGUACUCUAUGGCUUCUUCUUGACGAGUUUGCGUCUCCGACAGAAGAUGAGACCAACCCACGCUUCAUCCCCCCUACUAUGCCUGUUCCCUCUAUGCCAGAACCCAUUCAGUCUCCACCAAGCCCUGAAUAUAGCCCAUAUUUCCAAACACCGCAUCAGUCUCCUUCGAAAGACCUUCUUGGCUUUACUGAUAUUCCCUUGACGUCCAGCUUAAACCCCACCCCUGACCAAUACAUACCUGGGGAGCAACGUGUCAGGCCUAUCUCAACUACGUGGGCUAUGCCAAAAUUCCCGUUCUAUAAGGUUGAGCCUGAUGAGACGAACGUCCCUCCCAUCCCAUCUGGCUCUGAAUUUUUCCUUGGCCAAAAACAAACAUACGAGGCUGAUCUUGAACGGCUCGAUAAUGAAGACUGUAUUGAUGGCUCCCAGGCCACCAUUGUUUUCACAUUAGAGCCUGGUUUGACCGGCUUUUGUUCGCCAGAAGCACUAUACGCCGUUUCCUCACUCCUAGAAGAUAUCCAGCCACGUCACCCUAUAGAGAUCCUUGACUCAUUCCAGGCAAAGUUGACGAGUGCCGCGCUUCGAGUGCAAAAGGCUGCCAAUAAGAAUACACAGAAAACUUCUAUAUUUUCUCUUGAGAUACCUAUAUGUCGUAUUCGAUUGUUGAGCACCUCCUUAAGGCCCAGCGGUUCGGCCGAUACCAUUAGGGACCAAUACCACAUCGAUCUCUUUCAUACUCGUGCAAUUUUGCGCGAGAAGAUUUUUCUAGAAGCUAAUGCCUGCGCGAAACCUACAAAAUCACUUACAGCACGCGUAACAUCGCACUCGCUAUCGGUUUCUGUUCGGGAAGAGAAGCCUGAUGCUCCAGGCGAGCUUGGCUUAUGCGCUUUCAAGAUAUCUGACAUCGCCUUUUGGUUACUUGAUGAAAAGGAUAUUAAGUCCCGCCUUCAGGUACAAAACAUCGGCAUUGUGUCAUCUAAUGAGUCAGUUGGAAGGCUCGGACUGCUGGUGGACCGAACAAUCAAGAUGGUUGACUCCAUCUCGGCCAAGUUCCAACAGACCUCAACUACCGAUGAAAACCGCCUGCUAUACCUGGUUUAUUAUCUUGCAAAUGCAGGUGCACAAAUGCCAGAACCUCAAUUCAUGACACGUCUAUCUUAUGCUCUCAGGGUUACAAAGCCACAUCUCCGGCUUGACGAUGCUUGGAAGAUUAUGUCGCGACUUCGUAAUAUCUACAAGUCAAUCGCGACAGAGAAACAGAAACAACUGCGGAUAGACUGUCAAGACAACCAAGUUCCCUGCCCUGCUGAUGCUAAGGCAGUUAUCUUGUCGAUUUUCGAAACUUGGCGCACUUGGGAGUUGACCCCUAUCAGAAAAAGCCUUAUCGUCAAGGCCCUUUGGGGUGAGGAUGAGAUGGAUGACAUGGCCGCUAGUCAGCUAAAGGCGAUCGACGCAACAGUGUUCUUCCGAUCUCUUCGUGUUUCACUAGAUCCGGGCCCAAGGGAGAACGGUUUCCUUGUCGAAAAUAUGUCAAGUACUGUGCGCUUUAGGGCUGAAAAUUUGGGUGUUUCGCCUACUCAGAAGUCAGGGCUGUUAGUUGUACAAAACCACUGCUCAAACGCAUCUUUACAACUGAACUGGGAACUAUGCGAAGUCCUCGAUGGGAUUCUAAAGAGCAAACCGAGCGAUGCCCCCCAGCCAAGCAGUGCCCCAAACACACCGCCGCAUCAACCCAACAAGGUGUCUAAAGAUAAACAUGAGAUCCAUGUUAUUUUUGUGGCUGAUCAAGGGUCUGCCACCCUGGAUGGAAUCAACCUGAGGCUUGGGUUACUAGGGAAAGCAUUAAAAGCGUCCAUGAUCCAUCAACCGGACUCAGCGUCAGCUGGAGAAACCAUAAGCGUAAUACUAGCGUCCGAAAUGUCCUCAGCACGACUCACCAGCCACUCAAAACCUCUCAUGGAGUGGAAAUUCCAUAACCCGAACAUCUUUUUAUCCCAUCAUUCCCAAGAAAUGGAUACACAUAUCGAGCAUGACUGGAAAUGUGCUGCUACCUGCGAAAAACUAAGAUACGAGGUGACAGAAAACCCACUUGGGCUUAUUCAUGUGGCCGACCGCGUGGUGGAGGACGAAGUCAAGUAUAUAUUGAAUAUUGCUGGGCAUCCUUCCUCUGCAACUCCGCAAGUUAGUUUGCCUAAACAAACCAAGCAAGACGUCCAUCACUUCCACGUUGCCACUUUCCUCGACGAUUACCAGAUCCGCCUCGCGCUCCUCCCGACGGUAGAAUACACCAUCGGAGGCGACGUAGCACGACUGUCCGUCACACCUCUUGGCCGUAUGAGGUUCGAAUUGGACUACGAUAUCAAAAACAACCUGCACACAAUUCAGUCAAAUAAGGAUGGGAACUUGCGCAUUUUAUCAUCAAUGGCAAUUCCACCUAUCAAUGGGAGAGUACGUCUUGAUAUGACGAAUGACCCAAUUUUCACUGAUAUAGACACCACCAUUGAAAUUGUGCAUGUUGAUGCUAGUGCCGUGCAGAAUAUUCUAAGUGCUAUCAAUGGGCCUGAGAUAUCACAUUUCGUUGAAGAUUUAAGUCAUGAUGGGAAUAUCCUCAAGUCACACCUUGACCGAGUCUUAUCAACUGGUUCCUCCGCACCGCCAGUGCAAAAGGAUGUCAAUAAACAGGGAAUUGUGUAUCAAGUACGGCUUACAUUCGCUGGGAUUAAGACUCAUGCUUCUUCGCCAGGCUUGCGAACCAAAGACCACUCUGCGGAUAUGUCUCUUGAGUUUGGGACGAUUCAAGUACACGUGGAGAAUGCCGCUGUUCCUGGGAUCCGCAACACACGCCCGGAGUUCCACGUGUACCUGUCACAGAUCGGUGUCAACGUUAAGAAGAAAGGCAAAUACGAGACCGUCUCUCACGGCAAAGUGGCCCUAGGUGCACGAUUUAGCGGCUCACUAAAAGAUUUGGCAGAUGGACAGGCCAUGCGGCUAUUCCACCUAACCAGCUCGGGGUUGGAGGUUGAGAUAUCUGCUGAAACUGCUUCUCUAGUAGUUGACAUUGUCGCUCAUUUACAGGAAACCAUCAAAACGAUUGAUAACUCUCAGGAAAUUGCGCACUUGAGGAAGAUUCGCAUGAUAUCAUUUCCACGAAGGAAAAAUAAAGAAAUAACCGAAGCCACCACUACUAACACCGUCGAUAAUGACCCUCGAGACGCACUUGCAUUUUUGGAUGCAACCUAUUCUGUGGAGCUUUCUAACAUCCAAGUUAGCUGGCUAGUUUCAGAGCCUUCUCCCCAGGACCACGGCGCCGGUAUGGAGGAUCUUGUGUUUUCCAUUAGUAAGGUUGAACUUACCACGAAGAAGACCAAUGCGGCAAGACUGCGUAUCCAGAAUAUGCAACUGCAAAUGGUACCGGUAUCCGAUGAUAAAAAGAAGCGAUCCCAAAAUUCUGCCCUGCUGCCAGAGGCAGUGUUCAAUGUUUCAUUCUUAUCAAUCAACUCCAAGUGGAAACUGGCGUUUCAAGCUGCAGGGAAAGCUCUCGAUAUACGCUUCACCUCGGAUUUUAUUAUCCCAGCUAGUUUGUUGCAGAAUUCGUUGGCAUCUGGCGUUGAAAGAGUGCGCGAGGCCAAAUCGCUAUGGACAACUGAAUUCCUUGAGAACCCUAAUGUAGGGAAGGAAACCCUUGGGUUUAAGCAGCUAGACUCGCUUUUAGUUGAUGCAGAUUUUGCUGGAGCAAUAGUUGCUUUGCAAGAAAGACAUGUUCCUGGCACAUCCACGCCAAACAUACCGAGCAACAGGAGUAGUAUGGGCUCAAAUGAUCAAAGAUAUGGACAAGCUUGGUCCGGCGACUCAGUCUCCACAGCAACUCUUCGAGCCCCUGGUGUGGCUUUGAAGGUUCGAUUUGAGGGCUCAGAAGCGGAUACCCCCAUUCUUGAAGCAGAAAUGAAAGUCGACGCAUCUUCCAAUGUUCUCCAUCCUAGCGUAGUACCGCUCCUUACUCAGAUUUCGUCGACUGUACAGGAUGUGGUUGGGAGACAAGAAAAGGGAGGAGGUGGGCAGGUGGCAAAGGAACACACCAGCAAGCCAUCCCAGGACAUAUCUAUUGACCCAACGACCAUACUCGGUCGAUGCAAGCUGAGCAUUGGUCUUUGGAUCCGCAAACAGGAAUUUACUCUGAGUUGUCAACCAAUUGCGCGAGUUGUAGCAACAGCCGGUUUCGAAGAUGUCAAUAUCACAGUUAACACGGUACAAUCGGAAGAACAACGGCGAUUCUUUGCAGUGCUGAUGACUUUUAAUAAGCUACAAGCAUCUGUGAAGCAUGUUUACUCCAAUGAAUCCACCGCCAGUUUCGAUGUGGACUCCAUUGUGGUGUCAAUGAUGAACAGCAAACAUGUCAGUUCCAGCAGUGGUAUUUCGGCUAUCCUAAAGAUCAGCCCUACAAGAUUGCAAAUGAAUGCCAAACAAGCCCAGGAUUUCCUCCUUUUCCGCGAAAUCUGGACACCCCCAGACGACCAAUUCAAGCGAUCAGCACCGACACAUGAACAGUCUUCGGAAGCCCAAGCGUACAUGGUUCAAAGAUACCAGCAAAUGGCGGCCGCUGGCGCAUUCCCAUGGAACUCAACUUUGGCAAUAGAUUCACUGGACAUACAACUAGACUUGGGACAAACGAUAGGGAAGUCAGACUUUACCAUAAAGAAUCUCUGGGUAUCGUCAAAGAAGACCUCGGAUUGGGAACAAAAUCUAUGUAUUGGGUUUGAAACCAUCGGAAUCGAAAGCCGAGGGAGACUGAGCGGGUUUGUUGAGCUGUCCAAGUUCAGGGUACGCACGUCCAUCGAAUGGCCUAGCGGCGUGAUUUCAGCGGGCCACACUCCUCUCAUUCAAGCAGCAGUCGGAAUUGGCAAGCUACAAGCCAAGGUGUCGUUCGAGUACCAACCUUUCCUCGUCGUCGAUGUGGACGCGUUCGAUUUUUUCAUGUAUAAUGUCCGAGACGAGGGCGGGAAACAUAACGAUCGCCUCGUCAGUGUCCUUGAAGGUGAUAAACUACACGUAUUCUGUACUACAAUGACAGCAUCACAGGGACUUGGGCUAUAUCAAACAUUGCAACGACUGAUACAAGAAAAACAAGCGGCCUACCAGACCUCCCUGAGGGAGGUGGAAAACGCCCUACAUCGGAAAACACUUUCACUUGGAGCCCUUCCACUGGAAACUAUGAAAAAACCAGCACCAAAAAGCGACACUAGUGAUAUCAGCCUACCAAUAUCCCUCCAGACAAGCGUGGUGGUGAACUUACGCACCAUCAGAGUCGGGGCGUUCCCUAAUAGCUUCCAUGACAACCAGGUCUUCAAACUGGAAGCUCUUGACGCUGAAGCUCGGUUUUCGGUUGUGAUUGAAGAUGGCAAGAUACAUACCGGCCUGGGACUGACACUAGGACAGCUUCGGGUUGCCUUGUCAAGCGUAAACAGUUCAGGACCUCCUACAGCAAGUGACCUUCCAGUUGAUGAGAUCGUUAGCCGUGCCACCGGCUCUCGGGGCGGGACUAUCCUCAAGGUUCCCCGAGUCGUUGCGACGAUGAAAACAUGGCAAACCCCUACCUCCAACCAUAUUGACUAUAUCUUCAAGAGUUCGUUCGAAGGCAAAGUGGACGUUGGCUGGAACUAUUCACGCAUUGCGUUUAUUCGAGGCAUGUGGAGCACCCAUUCUCGCGCUCUCGCGAGUCGACUGGGCAAGCCGCUCCCCCAGGCUGCCGUCCAGAUCACGGGCGGACCAAAGGCAGAGGGAGAGGAAGGAGAAUACAACGGACAAGAGAAGAUCACCGCCGUCGUGAACGUCCCUCAGUCACGGUAUACAUAUACCCCGAUAGAGCCGGCCGUCAUCGAGACCCCUCAGCUUCGAGACAUGGGAGACGCUACACCACCGCUAGAAUGGAUUGGCCUACAGCGUGAUCGACUGCCUAACAUCACACAUCAGAUUAUCAUCGUUACGCUGAUGGAGAUUGCAAAGGACGUCGAGGACGCAUACUCGAAGAUUCUCGGUUCGUCAUGA
This is a messenger RNA of Arthroderma uncinatum, 9525 nucleotides long. RefSeq lists its product as uncharacterized. The record is from RefSeq and is a predicted model, not a curated record. The transcript is spliced from 3 exons. Bases 1 to 9525 code for a protein of 3174 amino acids. Gene Ontology annotation, biological process: fermentation. Gene Ontology annotation, cellular component: membrane. Lineage: Eukaryota; Fungi; Ascomycota; Eurotiomycetes; Onygenales; Arthrodermataceae.